Molecule: messenger RNA, 696 nt
Organism: Penicillium malachiteum
Lineage: Eukaryota; Fungi; Ascomycota; Eurotiomycetes; Eurotiales; Aspergillaceae
Product: class I SAM-dependent methyltransferase
Exons: 1
Coding region: 1-696 (231 amino acids)
Molecular function (GO): methyltransferase activity
Source: RefSeq, a predicted model, not a curated record
AUGACCGAAUCAACCUCCACCAUCAUCCUCAACAAAGAAGACAUAGCCGCAGAAGUCGUCUACAAACCCUGGGACCUCUUCGUCUACGAGAUCUGGGUCCUGGGCAUUGUCAGCACCUGGGCCUGGGGCUGCGCCACCGACGAGUACCUCCUCCCUCAAUUCCGAUCCAACGUGGGUAAGAACCACCUCGACAUCGGGACUGGAACCGGCUACUACCUCCGCAGGGGCCAGAUUCCAGCCUCAACCCAACUCACCCUAUUAGACAAGGAACAGCCUGCGCUGGAAGUGGGUCUCAAACGGUGUGGCCGAUCGGAUGCCCAAGGAGUGAUCGCGGACAUUCUACAUCCGCUGCCUUUGCCGGAGAAAAAGUUUGAUUCGGUCUCUCUGUACUACCUUCUACAUUGUAUUCCAGCUACGGUGGAGGAGAAGUGUGCGAUUUUCGCGAAUAUCAAGCGUAACAUGACCCCCGAUGGUGUUAUCCAUGGUGCCAAUGUGUUGGGUAAAGGGAUCAGAAAGGAUAGUUCGUUCGCGGCUUAUAUUCGACGGGGUGUUCUGAGAGCCGGGAUCUUCCAUAAUCUGGAUGACAACGCCUAUGAUUUUGAGCAUGCGUUGAGGCAAAACUUUGAAGAGGUUGAAGCAGCGGUUGUUGGGUCCGUCUUCAUGUUUCGUGCUGCAAAGCCGAAGUACGAUUUAUAG